Tupaia belangeri chinensis (Chinese tree shrew) is the source of this 1032-nucleotide messenger RNA. It is a transcript of the gene MAGEB17, whose product is annotated as MAGE family member B17. The record is from RefSeq and is a predicted model, not a curated record. Gene Ontology annotation, biological process: negative regulation of transcription by RNA polymerase II. NCBI's taxonomy places the organism in Eukaryota, Metazoa, Chordata, Mammalia, Scandentia, Tupaiidae. Gene Ontology annotation, cellular component: nucleus.
AUGGACAUGCAUAAUCAACAGCACCAGACUCAAAGUGAGGACCAAGAUGUCAGUAGUGCUCAAGUAACUACAGCAGAGGUAGAGUCUCUAUUCUCCUCCUCUACUGUUUCUGAGGGUGCUUCUCAGAGCUCCCCUGCAGCAGGCAUUUCCCAAGAGUGUCAGGGAGCCCAAUCCACCAGCAUUCCUAUUGCAACUAUUUCAUGCACAAGUUCUAAUGAAGAUGCCAAGAGCCAAGGGGAGGAAGGUCAAAGCUCCUCUUGUGCUCUGCCCUCCUCUGAGAGCUCAGGAAGAGAUCCUCUGGUCAGGAAGGAGGGCUUGUUGCUGCAGUUUCUGCUGCACAAGUAUAAAAUGAAAGAGCCCAUUCUGAAGGCAGACAUGCUGAAGAUUGUCAACAGGAAGUAUAAGGAGCACUUUCCUGAAAUCCUCCGGAGAACCACUAAGCGCAUGGAGCUGGUCUUUGGUCUUGACCUCAAAGAAGUCAAUCCCAAUGGUCACUCCUACACUCUUGUCAGCAAACUAGACCUUCCCAAUGAUGGAAGUCUGAGCAACAGCCAGGGCUUACCUAAGAAUCGGCUUCUGAUGCCUCUCCUGGGUGUUAUCUUUGUGAAUGGCAACCGCGCCACUGAAGAGGAGAUGUGGGAAUUCCUGAAUGUGUUGGGGUUACAUGAUGGUAAGAGGCACUUCAUCUUUGGGGAGCCCAGGAAGUUCAUCACCCAAGAUUUUGUGCGGGAAAAGUACCUUGAGUACCAGCAGCUGCCCGACAGUGAUCCUCCACGCUAUGAGUUCCUGUGGGGUCCAAGGGCCUACACUGAAACCACCAAGACGGAAGUCCUGAAGCCUGAAGUCCUUAUGGCCAAGAUCAAUAAUACUGAUCCAAGUGACUUUCAGUACCCAUAUGAGGAGACUUUGAGAGAUGAGGAAGAACGAGCUCAAGUCAGAAUUGCAGCCAUGGCUGGCACUACUGGCCCAGAAAGGGUCCACUCCAGCACCACCACAUCCAGCAGCUUCCCACCCCAGAGAAGUCUGAAGUAG